Molecule: messenger RNA, 3973 nt
Organism: Neodiprion fabricii
Lineage: Eukaryota; Metazoa; Arthropoda; Insecta; Hymenoptera; Diprionidae
Product: late secretory pathway protein AVL9 homolog
Exons: 9
Coding region: 199-2226 (675 amino acids)
Cellular component (GO): cytoplasm
Source: RefSeq, a predicted model, not a curated record
UCUCGGUUAAAAACGAGAGGGAUGAGAGCAUGGCGCAUGUCAUUCGUCUGCUACCAUCAGCACGUCAGUGGUCAGUAAAGGGGGUGUCAAUAGCCCCACAAUCGUUGAAAUGGAGAGCAAAAAAUCCACGUAUUUUGUAACAAACGCGCAAUAAAUUGAUAAAAGGCGAAUCAACCAAACGGUACCUGUAUAUAAACAAUGGCGGAAUCAACGGGACCGAUACUUCACGUUAUUGUUGUCGGAUUUCACCACAAGAAAGGAUGUCAGGUCGAAUACUCAUACCCACCGCUAGUUCCUGAUGCACCAAACGAGUGUCCCACUGGCUGGAAAUACUUGCCAACACUGUCUCUACCUGACGGCUCUCAUAACUAUGACGAAGAUACAGUUUAUUUCCAUCUACCCAGCCUUAGCGAUCCCAAACGCACAAUUUAUGGGGUAUCUUGUUUUAGACAGAUACCAGUUGAGAAAUUGAAGAACCGUACUUCAGAUAUAACCAGAGGAACAGUGCAAAAGUCUGUCUGUGUUUUGAGCACAUUGCCGUUGUAUGGCCACAUCCAAGUAAAAAUGGCUUUAAUAACGCACGCCUAUUUUGACGAAGGAGAUUUUAGCAAGGUGUCACUGCUUGAAGACACAUACCGGCAUCUCAAUUCUUGCAUGAGCACUGAAAGUAGGAUUCCACCCCAGGUUUUUGUUGGAUUGUCUGCUCGGGAUUUCAUACUCCAUUUUCGCCAUAAGGCUCUGUUGCUGUUCAAGCUUCUCUUGCUGGAGAGAAAAAUUGUAUUUUAUCAGUCUCCUGUACAGCCGCUUUGCACAGCUAUACUGACUCUGUUGUCACUGCACCCUGGUAUGAUCGAGCACGGACUGCACCAGGCUGCAUGUGUCAGGCCCUCUAGACCUAUGUCUCCGAUUCCAAACUUUGACCAAGAAGACAGUCCCGUACGAAAUCUCGAUUCAAAUUUACGUCAAAAAGAAGGCGAAGUUAUCAAAAAUUGUUCAGAAAGGGAGGACGAAUUGGAAAAUGUAUCGAUAUGUAUGAGCGAUAAUAAGACAAUUGAAACAAUGGAAGGAAAGUGUAUGGACGAGAGAAUAACUGUACCAUCAUUGAACACGAAUUAUAUAAAUGAAAAUAUCGAUGCUAAAAUCAUUCCAAUGGUUGAAACAAAAGAUUGUAACGAGUCAGUGGCUGAUGAUAUAGAUUUCAAAGAGUGCCCGAAGCCAAAUGAAAGUGUUCACAAAGUUCAUAGUAUAAAUACUAUUACGUUAGGUACGGGCGAACUUGGCAACAGUCUUCCUCGUGAUACAAGCAGUGACGCAUUAUCAGAUGCACGGAUUACCAACAACAUAACUCAAAUUGCUCACGUUAAUCCUGAACUCUGUGGUCUACCUCUUGGUCUCUUUUCAAAAGGCUACUUGUGUCUGCCGUACUUGUCACUGCCAUACCUCGACUUGCUGGGCGAUGUUAAUGUCAGAGGUUACAUUGUCGGAGCUACAAACGUGUUGUUCAAGCAGAAGAAACAGUUAAUUGAUGUCUUAGUCGAGGUUGAGACAGCACGAAUCGAGGCUACUGAUCCAGAGUUGAGACGGCAGCUACAUUUGACGACCGAGGACUUGAGAUUUGCCGACUAUGUCGUGAGGCAUGUGGCUGAGCCACGCAAGGACGUUUUCUUUGACGGUGUCGGCUGGGAAGGCGGAGAUGAAUGGAUCAGAACACAGUUUCGUGUGUACCUACUAAGCUUGUUGCGAACUUCGUUACAACAGGACACCCGUCAGUCGGAUCAUUUCAAUUCCGCAUUUGUAUCCGCUUGGAAAAAUACUCACAAUUACAAAAUAUGGAGCAGCAACGAGAAGCCUGAAAUAAACAGCAUUGAGUCUGGUCAUCCUUUUGCAGGACAGCUUUCGGUUCAGGAUAUGAAACUGCGUCUUUCGCACACUAUGCAAAACACGGAAAGCGGUAGAAAACUUAAUCAAGCGAUGGCUUCGACCGGCAGAGCAGUAGCUACAACUGGAAAAGCCGUAGGUGGCGCAAUUUCACAAGCUAAAGGUGCGUUUUCUAACUGGUGGAGCAUUUUAACCACCGUUCAAGUUGCUGAUUCAGAAACGAGAAACGAAGAAGCUACACUAGAAUGCGAAGAAAUUGUUCAAAAUUUAGCAAAUGAAUCUAGUGUUGGAUUGGAAUCUCCUGAAGUACCACCAAGUCAAGUAGACACAUCUGUUGCUACACAGUAAUCAGAAAUGUUGUUGUACCAAUUUCAUUAUCACGCUAAUUAGAAAAAUCAAAGCUGUUGACUUCAGGAAUAUAACUUUUCCUUAAUUCUAUCAAAAACCCUGCCUAAUGUAACAGAUGGUAUUUUCAUUUUUUAUUCUUCAGUUAUCUCAUUCACUGUGAGUCUGAGAGAAAUUUGUGACGUGUGUCAUUGGAUGUAAGAAAAAAAAAAUGAUCGCAAUUUUGUCGCUUUUUACUUUUUUGCAAUCAUUUUUUUUUUUUCGUUUUAUCUUUAUGCUGAGUCACAGCUUUGAUUAACACAUUUCACUUUAUAUGCAUGCACUUCAUAUGUAGAUGUGUAUAUUAUGUAGAGCUAAAAAGAGCCCAUGUAUUCUUUGGAAUAUCAAGACGUUGCUCCAAACUCCGAGCUGCGUAAAAAUGUGUGGAACAGUGAUUCGUUCAAUAAUGUUUGAAAAUCAAUUACCAGGGUUAUCUAGCUUGACCACAACUAUACCUAUACACAAUUUGGGCAAUAUUAUUGUUGUAUCAAUUAUAAAAAUUACAAAUCACACAAGCAGAAUUUUGGGAACGUCUAUCGAUCAACAUGAUCCCCGUUUUAAAAGAGUAUUUGUGCAGCCAAUCGUUUCUUAAUCAACUUUGAUUUUAAGAUAAUCCCAGUAUGCAAAAAAUCGAUUUGCAACAUUUUUCAUUCAUUUUGAAGCAUGGUUUUUGGUUGUACCGUUUCGAAAUGCCAUUGAACUUGGAGCAUAGAUUAUUAUUUAUUUUAGAUCUUACGAAACCAGGGUCAUUUUUGAUAUCACAAUAAUCAUUUAUAUGAUAAUACAUAUAUAUAUAAAAAUAGUUGUAGAUAGUGUUAAGUUUCAUAGAUGAGCUUGUAAACAAAAAUGAUCUUAUCUGUAUUAGUAAUUAAGAUGUAUCGAGCAGUAAUACAUAACUCGAUGCAUACACAUCAGUAAAACACUAAAAAUCUUUGUAUAUUACGUGAUAGAAAAGUUAUGUUUUUUGUACUUAUGUUGAAGCACUCGAAAUUUAGGUACAGAAACUAAUUGACAAAUUAGCGAUCAGUCAUUACACUGAAAUUGAAACGUUAUUCCUUUCUUUGCAAUCACAAAUCUUGCUCUAUCAAAAUUAUUAAAGAAAAGAUGAAGCGAAAAUCAAAGUCGCAUUAUAUUAAAAACAAAACUUGACACAAUGUGAUAACUAAUAUAUAACGAUAACUAUAUAUAUAUAUAUAGCCGUGUAAUUACAUAAGUAUUAGCGCUCUACCAUUCUGAAAUAUAUGCAUAAAUAUACAUUUUCCUAUACUGUUUUUGCGUUAUCGUUACAUAGCAUAUGUAUAACAAACUUACUUUAUUUUCAUUUUCAUUUUUUUCUCAUUGUAUUUGUAAUUUCUGAACAAUGUACUAAAAAAAGACUUCUAUGGAAACGUGUAUGUUAACGCAAGACCCGAUAUGACGUGUUUAAACUCGACGUUGUCAUAUAUUCUAUGUAACAAUUUUUUGUCACACUUUGCCACAAAUGAAAGUCUGAAUCAAAAAUGCGUCUGUUUAAAAACACAAAUAAGUAUAAGAAAUACAAUUCAGACUCAUAAAUCUUUUCACAUACAGCACUAUAAAUUGAAAACCCUAUUAUACGAUAUAGCAUGUGUAUGUACGCAGAAAAUUUGUAUAGCAUUUUAUAACGAUGUUAAAAUUUGAAGGUAAUACGAAAAAAAAAAAAACUAAACAAAUAACGAUUGAAGUAGGAAAA